This is a messenger RNA of Xenopus laevis (African clawed frog), 3497 nucleotides long. RefSeq names its product TOX high mobility group box family member 3 L homeolog (gene tox3.L). Gene Ontology annotation, biological process: regulation of transcription by RNA polymerase II. Lineage: Eukaryota; Metazoa; Chordata; Amphibia; Anura; Pipidae. The record is from RefSeq and is a predicted model, not a curated record. Gene Ontology annotation, molecular function: DNA binding; chromatin DNA binding. Gene Ontology annotation, cellular component: nucleus; chromosome. The transcript has 7 exons. Bases 706 to 2448 code for a protein of 580 amino acids.
ACUUAUUCAUUUCUCCCAGGGAGCCCUGCCAGCAGCAGCUCUUUUCUCUCUACUACUUCAAACUCCUCUCUGCAACCGUUGCUUGUAAAGACUUUUUUUUUUUUUCCUGUUUUGUUCUCUAAUAACCUCCUCUACCCCCUCCCUUUUUUUUUUUAAACAGGCAGAGAGGUCAGUUAAUAGAAACUCAUGUAUCCAUCUUUGCGCAAAUAGUUAUUGAUGGAAUAAAGUCUGCUGGAUUUUUUUUUUGUUUUGGUUGGGAGUUUUAUACGUUAUUAUCUGGUGUGGUCUGUGUUUUUUGGGCUGUUUUCAGGGGCAGAGUGUCGUUCUUGCGCUCAGCACUCUAUGCAGCGCCGGGAGCUGCUUAUCCCAAUAACCAAACGCGUGGCUCCUUUGUGUACAGCGGCAGCUGCUGCCGAUCUGGCUGCAUGGGCACCUCUUGUGCUUCAGCUCCUCACGGCAGGUUUUAUUUUUAAAUAAACACAAACCGAACAGCUAGCUCCUACCACAGAGACUCCUCUCUAGAUUUUUGUGCGAUUGUAAAUGCCGAGUAACUGGAAGAUCUGCCACCAGCCUUUACGCAAAUCGCACUCCGCUGGCAAACUUGCCUCCGUCUGCACCUGAGACUUCCAGAAAGGACAAGCAACUCAAGGCCGAUUCCUUUUAAGACAGGACAAAACUACAAGUUGACAAGACAAGACGUAAAGCAUGGAUGUAAGGUUUUACCCCGCCGCUGCUGGCAAUGCCCUGAGUGGGGAUCCUUCUAACCUGGACUUUUCCCAGUGUUUAGACUACUACAGCUACAAGUUUGGGAAUAAUAACUACAUGAAUAUGACUGAAGCCAAUAAUGCAUUUCUCACUGCAAAUGAGACAUUCCAUACUCCAAGUCUUGGGGAUGAAGAGUUUGAGAUUCCUCCAAUCACACCACCUCCUGAAACAGACCCUGCAUUAGCCAUGACUGAUGUUCUACUGCCAUUUCAAGUAAUGGGAGAAGCACUGGCUGCUCAAGGAAAUGAGUUUACACCCCAAUUUCCUCCUCAAAGUCUAGAUCUUCCUUCUAUCACUAUUUCUAGAAAUCUAAUGGAGCAGGAAGGUGCAUUUCACAAUAAUGGUUUAUCAUUGGACCAACGUCAGGCUCAGAUGUCCCAGUAUAGACAAGACCACUCAAUGAUUAUGAGGUCGCUGGUCCAUAUGACGGAUGUAGCAAGAGCAGGAAUAAUGACUCCUAGUCAACUGACCACAAUAAACCAGUCUCAACUCAGUGCCCAGCUGGGGCUCAAUAUUGGUAGCACUGCCAUUCCACACACUUCUCCUUCUCCUCCUGCAAGCAAGUCUGCUACUCCAUCUCCUUCAAGCUCUCUUAAUGAUGAAGAUGUUGAUGAGACUAACAGAACCAUUGGGGAAAAAAGAGCUGCCCCAGAUUCUGGCAAGAAACCCAAAACACCUAAGAAGAAGAAAAAGAAAGAUCCUAAUGAACCCCAGAAGCCAGUUUCUGCAUAUGCUCUCUUUUUUCGGGACACUCAAGCUGCAAUUAAAGGCCAAAAUCCCAAUGCCACCUUUGGGGAAGUUUCAAAAAUAGUGGCAUCCAUGUGGGAUGGCUUAGGAGAAGAGCAGAAACAGGUGUAUAAAAGGAAAACAGAAGCAGCCAAGAAGGAAUAUUUAAAAGCUCUUGCAGCCUAUCGAGCAAGUCUUGUAUCAAAGGCUGCAGCAGAAUCUGCUGAAGCUCAAACAAUCCGGUCUGUUCAGCAAACACUAGCAUCGACUAACCUGUCAUCCACUCUUCUUCUAAACACAUCACUUUCUCAGCAUGCUUCUGUGUCUGUGGCCUCUCAGAAUCUUCAGCAACCAAUUCCUAGGGCAAUUGCACCUAAACCUUUAACCAUGAGGCUACCAUCAAAUCAGAUGGUCACUUCAGUCACCAUUGCACCAAACAUGCCCUCUAACAUUGGAACGCCUUUGAUGAGUUCCAUGGGUGCUCCAAUGGUUGCCACCCCUCCUUCUUCUCAAGUGAGCCCAUCAUUGCAGAGUCAGCAGCAUCAGAUUCAGCAGUUGCAGCAGCAGCAGUUGCAUCAAAUGCAGCAGCAACAGAUUCACCAGCACCAGAUGCAUCAGCAGAUCCAACAGCAAAUGCAGCAGCAACAGUUUCAGCAUCAUAUGCAGCAGCAGCUCCAGCAACAACAACAGCAGCAACUCCAGCAGCAAAUGCAACAGCAGCUACAACAUAUACACUUACAACAUUUGCAGCAGCAGCAGCAGAUGCAACAUAUUCAACACCAGUCUCAGCUGUCUCCACAGCAGCAGUCACCUGCUGGCUCCCAAUCUGGUGUACCUGCCCAGAUAGCAUCUCCGAUUCCACAUAUUAACAGCCCAUCUCCAGCAUCUCAACACCAUCAACAACUGACACAAUCACAGGCACAGACUCAAUUGUUAUCCCAAGUCAGUAUUUUCUAAUACUUCAGUUAGUUUCACAUAGUUUCUUCCUCUCUUUAUGGGAAGGUGCAUACAUUGUAAAUUAUUUAUGUAGGUUAUGCUUGACUGCAUACUUGACCAAGUGAUUUUCAUAACUGUCUAUUAGAUAGGCAAUAAAAAAUCUAAUGUAACUGUAAAUUAUAUUUUAGCAUCCUAUGAAGCAGCUUUCUUCAAAGUAAAUAAAUCUGCAGUUGUUUUUCAUGUGAUGCCUUUUUUAAGUUAUUGAAGAUUUUCCUACAAUAUGUGAAUUGUGUGGUCUAAAAAAAAAACAAACUACCAGGAAAAUGCUGUAGAUUGCAAAACUUCUAUGCUGGACCCCACUGUGCAUUUUCAUGAUGGACUGUAAUGCAUUGUAAGCAUUUGAGAGAAAGACUUCAAACAUGCAUUUGUAACUACCUGUAAUGUGAUAAUGUCACAAUCAUGCAAGUGCAUUUGUAGAACAUAUGUAGUCAAUGGCAUUUUUGUCAUAUAAUAUAAUGUAAAUCACAGAUGUUUGCCAAAGUUCAUAUUUUGUCUAACUUUUUUUUGUGUAUGCUGAACAAAAUGAAACGACUAAUUCGCAACCAAAAUUAAAUUUUCAAGUACGCUGUAAAAGUAUAUUGAUUUUGUGGCCCACCGUAUACAUUCUAAUUAAAAAACAAAUGGUAAUAUGAUGUGCAUAAGUGACAGUUUUCUUAUUAAAACAAUGUAUUUUUAGAAGGUGAAAGGCACUUGAUGAUGGUUAUUUUAAGAGCUAAACUAAUGCUACACAUACUGUACUACAGUACAGAUAUUUAAAAAGGGUACCCUAAGUAAGGUGUAUAUAUUUUCUUUCUGAAGUGUAAGUUAAAAUAAUAUGUUGUAAAAUGUUUUCAUAAACAAGGCUUUAAUGUAACACUGGUUACACAACCAUUAAUUGCUACAUCGCUUAUUGUGUUUUUAUGCUGUUUUAUACUUUUUUAUGAGUUCUGAUAGCAGCAGUUAAGUUCUUUGUAUUUUCGCUUAACUGAAAAAUGCUUUUAUCUUGCCAUAGAAUAAAAAUGUUUCAUUAA